Ilyonectria robusta is the source of this 979-nucleotide messenger RNA. RefSeq lists its product as uncharacterized. The transcript is spliced from 4 exons. Lineage: Eukaryota; Fungi; Ascomycota; Sordariomycetes; Hypocreales; Nectriaceae. The coding region runs from base 128 to 598 and encodes 156 amino acids. The record is from RefSeq and is a predicted model, not a curated record.
CAACACUUCUCCCUCACACACCCAACAUCACCUGAAACCCACCUAAACACAACGUCAGAGGUCACCGUUCUGGCAUCCGUUGAAACUUCCUUCUCAAGUCUUGUUCUUCACACCUAUUCCAUCCACCAUGUCCGACACUGAGAAGGGCGAAGGCAAGGUCCUUCCUUGGACCGAAGAGGCCAAGUAUCAGUUCCUCCUCCGAAUUGUUGCCCAGUUCAAGGAGGAUGGCAAGCAGAUUAACUGGUCUCGUGUCGUCAUGCCUGGUCGUACCACCAAGUCGCUCCAGAACAUGUGGACCAAGAUUAACAAGGCAGUCUCUGACCUUGAGGAGAAAAAGGGUAGUGGGGAUUCUGAGGCCGCGGCUACUCCAACCAAAAGAACCGCCACUCCCCGCAAGCCUCGUGCGAAGAAGGCUCCAGUUCCCACUGAUGAUGAAGACAGCGAUGGCAACUCUCUGAGUGUUAAGAAAGCGACACCCCGCAAGCGCGCCGCUACAGGAACCCCAAGACGCCCUGCCAAGGCCAAGAAGGACCAGGAUGAUGAAGACAUCACCGCUUCCAUCAAGGCCGAGGCUGAUGGGGAUGAGGACGAGGACUGAGUCCAAAUUCCACCAAAGCCUAGACACGAAGCAAUCCAACCGGCGGGCUCGCGUAUGAAUUACUUUUGGAAGUGAUGUGAAUACUGGAACCGCGGCUUUCCACUGGUUUUUCUUUUCAAUGAUGUCGUCGCAUCUUGACACACAAAUAGCAUUCACAUCCGAGGGAUCUGAGGGAGAAUGAUAGCGUCUUAGGGUAGGCUGCGGAGCUAGAAUAUCCAGCAAUGAGAACUCAGAGACCGUCAUAAAUAAUUUCUAAGCCAAACGAGGAAUGGCGAGAACUUGGCAGUUGCUGCUCUAUUGAAGAGCUUAGCUUCUCACCUUCAUAUCAGUUGUCGCAGUAUUUAGAAGCAGAACCAGCUGAAUGAAGUACACAUUUUCCCC